Molecule: messenger RNA, 612 nt
Organism: Penicillium canariense
Lineage: Eukaryota; Fungi; Ascomycota; Eurotiomycetes; Eurotiales; Aspergillaceae
Product: Hpt domain-containing protein
Exons: 3
Coding region: 1-612 (203 amino acids)
Biological process (GO): phosphorelay signal transduction system; phosphorylation
Cellular component (GO): cytoplasm; nucleus
Molecular function (GO): histidine phosphotransfer kinase activity; protein histidine kinase binding
Source: RefSeq, a predicted model, not a curated record
AUGGCACCAGCCAACAAGAAGGAGCCCAGCUUGCAGACUGACCUGUAUCAACAACCCCAGUCGGGCCCGCCUAAGCUCUCCGAUGUCAAGGAACUCAUCGAUGAGAGCACAUUCGAGCAGAUCCUAGAGAUGGACGACGACGAUGACCGCGAUUUCAGCAAAGGCAUAGUAUACGGCUUCUUUGACCAGGCUAAGAGCACUUUCAUCAACAUCCAGACCGCGCUUGAGAAGAAGGACCUCAAGGAGCUCUCUUCCCUCGGACACUUUCUCAAGGGCUCCUCCGCCACACUGGGCCUUAACCAUGUCCGGGACGGCUGCGAAAAGAUCCAGCACUUCGGCAACGGGCUCGACGAGAACGGCUCCGGCAAAGAAUCCGAGGAUGUGUGCCUCAAGAACAUAGAGAAGACUCUCAAGGAGGUUGAGGUCGAGUACGCCAAAGUCGAGAAGUUCCUGCGCCUCUUCUACGGCGAGGAAGUCAAGGACGAGCCCGAGCCCGAGCCCGAGGCCCCGGCCGCCCCCAAGGAAGAAAAGCCGCCCUCCGCCGAUAAGGCGUCCACGACCAAGGAGGCCGACACUCAGGGAAAGCCCAAGGCAGACGACUCGAAGAAAUAA